AUGGUGAUUGCUCCGUUAGUGAAGAACAAGUUAGGGUUUAUUGAUGGAUCCAUUCCUCGUCCUGAAGGUAAUGAUUCUCUUCUCAAUUCUUGGUUCCGGAACAAUAACAUGGUUAUUUCUUGGAUUCUUAACUGUGUUUCUAAGGAGAUUUCUACUAGUGUUAUAUACUCUGAUUAUGCUUAUGAAAUGUGGUUAGAUCUUAAAGAACGUUUUCAGCAGAAAAAUGGACCUCGUAUUUUUCAAUUGAGGCGUGAUCUGAUGAACCACACUCAAUGUCUUUGUGGAGGAACUAAAGCACUUGCAGAUCAUUAUCAAAUGGAGUAUGUUACGAGUUUCUUGAUGGGCUUGCAUGAUUCUUUUGCUCAAGUGCGUGGUCAGUUGCUAUUAAUGGAUCCAAUUCCUCCUAUCAACAAGGUUUUCUCCCUUGUUUCUCAAGAGGCACAUCAGAGGAAUGUUAAUGUGACUUUUGUCGGUUUUGGAGGUGCUGAAUCUAUGGCUUUUGCUGUGAAAAACGAUGUUGCUCGAUCUGACAAUGGUCAGAAUUUUCCUAGAGGGCAAAGGAAAGAUAAUCUCAAUUCUAACAAGCCUGUCUGUACUCAUUGUGGCUAUGUUAGCCAUACAAUUGAUAAAUGUUACAAGCUGCAUGGUUAUCCUCCUAGAUAUAAGGCCAAGUCUAAGUCUAAUACUUCUCAUCAACCUUCUUCCAGUCAGACCCCAGCUGUUGCAAAUCAAGUCUCCAAUUCAGUUAAUGAUUUGUCUCAUGGGAAUGUUGAGAACUCUGGAAAUUUUAGAAGCUUUGUUCAAAUGCUCUGA
Molecule: messenger RNA, 813 nt
Organism: Pistacia vera
Lineage: Eukaryota; Viridiplantae; Streptophyta; Magnoliopsida; Sapindales; Anacardiaceae
Exons: 2
Coding region: 1-813 (270 amino acids)
Source: RefSeq, a predicted model, not a curated record